AUGUUUACUGGAUUUGGUUCUUUUGGUGGUGCUGGUAGUGCAUCUGAUUUCAUCAAUUUACCACAGAGGUUUGAAUCCUUCUUUAGAUGUUAUCCAAUUUCAAUGAUGAACGAUAGGAUUCGUAAAGAUGAUGCUAACUUUUGGGGUAAAAUAUUUUUGCCGCCAAGUGCUUUGAAUAAGUUGACAAUGUUGAACAUAAGGUAUCCCAUGCUGUUUGAACUGACUUCGAAUGAAACUGGGAAAGUUACUCAUGGUGGUGUUUUAGAGUUUACUGCCGAGGAAGGUAGGGUUUACUUGCCCCAAUGGAUGAUGGAAACGCUGAGUGUGAAAGCAGGUUCGUUGCUAACUAUUGCUACAACUGAUAUACCUCUGGGUUCAUAUGUUAAUCUUGAACCUCAAUCCACUGAUUUCUUAGAUAUAUCAGAUCCGAAAGCUGUUCUGGAAAAUUCAUUAAGAAAUUUUUCAACACUGACAAAAGAUGAUAUCAUUGAAAUAUCAUACAAUAACAAAAUUUAUAGAAUUAAAAUAUUAGAAGUGAAACCUGAAUCACCCCUACAUGGUAUUUGUGUUAUUGAAACAGAUUUAGUGACAGAUUUUGCUCCACCGGUUGGAUAUGUAGAACCUGACUAUAAAGCUAUGCAAAAGGAAAAAGAGGAAAAAAUGGCAAGCAAAGUAAUAAAUUUAUCUGGCCAAACUGUUGGCUCCAUGUCUAGAAGAAUAAAUUAUACCGGCAUUGCACAAGAACAUUUAAAUGAUAGAAAGAGCUUCGCUGGGAUUGGUUCAAAAUUAUCUGGGAAAGCAACGAAAAAGACCGAGCCUGAAGAGAUUGAUGUUUCAAAAAUAUCCCUUGAUGGGGAACCUAGAAGACUGGAUUUGCCAGAAGGUCAAUUAUUUUUUGGCUUUCCAAUAGUACUACCAAAGGCUGAGCAAGAUGAUGAUAACAACAUUCAGGAAUCAAACAAUUUCAUAGGGAAUGGUCAAUCAUUAAGGAAGACAAACAAGAGAAAAGAUAAAAAUACACUUGAGAAAAAUAAACAAAGGCACCGAGAUCUCCUCCUGAAGUAA
Molecule: messenger RNA, 1065 nt
Organism: Tetrapisispora phaffii CBS 4417
Lineage: Eukaryota; Fungi; Ascomycota; Saccharomycetes; Saccharomycetales; Saccharomycetaceae
Gene: UFD1
Product: polyubiquitin-binding protein UFD1
Exons: 1
Coding region: 1-1065 (354 amino acids)
Cellular component (GO): VCP-NPL4-UFD1 AAA ATPase complex
Molecular function (GO): polyubiquitin modification-dependent protein binding
Source: RefSeq, a predicted model, not a curated record